AUGGAUCCUGACGUCCCCGACCCCAAUUCCACAGCCCAGAACAACCCAGCUUCUCAUGCGCAGGGCCACUGGGCGCGGGUGCCCCAGCGCAAACCGGUUCCCUUAUCGACGACAGUCGCGAGUACGGGCGGAGCAACAAACGAGGUGGUGCCCGAGGGCGCGAAAGAAGGAAAGACAAGCGCAUCUACAUCGACGAGGAUCUGGCCGUUUCCCAGUCUCAGCAGUCUUGCGGCGCGGAGACGGACUCGGCUGUUCAUGAUUAUUGGGAUUGUCAUCGCAGUUCUACUGAUCGCAUUGAUCAUCGGUCUGGCUGUGGGGCUGACCGUUGGAAAGAAACACUCUCAGAAUCUCCCUCUCCCCACCUCCAAUGGCGGGCCCUACAAAGGCGACCUAACCUACUACAACCCAGCCCUCGGGUCGUGCGGCAUAACCAGCGCAGACUCGGACAUGGUGUGCGCCGUGUCGCACGUUCUCUUCGACGCAGCUUCCAAGGGCUCAAAUCCAAACCAGAACCCACUGUGUGGGAUGAAGAUCCGAGUGCGGCGCGGCUGGCAGAGUGUGGAUGUCAAGGUUGUGGAUCGCUGUCUCGGAUGCAAGGAAAUGGAUCUGGAUGUUACCGAGGCCGUGUUUAAGAAGCUUGCUGACCUCAAUCAAGGCCGGGUCUUGAUGGAGUGGGCGUGGCUUGAGAGCUCGCCCGUCAGUGUCUCUUGA
Messenger RNA from Penicillium alfredii, 711 nucleotides. RefSeq names its product RlpA-like double-psi beta-barrel domain-containing protein. The coding region runs from base 1 to 711 and encodes 236 amino acids. The record is from RefSeq and is a predicted model, not a curated record. The transcript is spliced from 2 exons. Lineage: Eukaryota; Fungi; Ascomycota; Eurotiomycetes; Eurotiales; Aspergillaceae.